This is a messenger RNA of Coffea arabica (coffee), 1262 nucleotides long. RefSeq names its product syntaxin-related protein KNOLLE. NCBI's taxonomy places the organism in Eukaryota, Viridiplantae, Streptophyta, Magnoliopsida, Gentianales, Rubiaceae. Gene Ontology annotation, biological process: vesicle fusion; intracellular protein transport; exocytosis. Gene Ontology annotation, cellular component: SNARE complex; plasma membrane; endomembrane system. Gene Ontology annotation, molecular function: SNARE binding; SNAP receptor activity. The record is from RefSeq and is a predicted model, not a curated record.
UUCCUUUAACCCCAAAAUCUCAAUCUGAUUCUCCCUCACUUGCCAUCUGAAAUUCAGCAUCCGCUCCAAUUUCUUGCUACCUGAAAAAAAAUUGUGUUUCCAUUUUCGUCUGCCUUUUCUUUCUCUAUUUUUAGCACCCAACCAGGAAAAAAAAAAAGUCAAGAUGAAUGAUUUGAUGACGAAAUCCUUCACAAGCUAUGUCGAUCUAAAGAAAGAAGCAAUGAAAGAUCUCGAAGCCGGUCCAGAUCUAGAAAUGGGGAUGACCCAUAUGGACCAAAACCUCAGUUCAUUCCUGGAAGAAGCAGAGCUGGUCAAGAAAGAAAUGAAUUCAAUCAGAGAAAUCUUGGUUCGUUUGCAAGAAGCCAAUGAAGAGGGGAAGGCUCUGCACAAGCCCGAGGCCUUAAAAUCUCUUCGAACACGCAUAAAUGCCGAUAUUCUGGCAGUGCUGAAGAGGGCUAAGAGUAUUAGGUCUCAGCUGGAGGAAAUGGACAGGGCUAAUGCAGUGAGUCGGCGACUUUCCGGGUGCAAACAGGGGACCCCAGUUGAUCGGACCAGGUCUGCGGUGACUAAUGGGCUUAGGAAGAAGCUGAAGGAGCUAAUGAUGGAGUUUCAGGGGUUGAGGCAGAAGAUGAUGACUGAAUAUAAGGAAACUGUAGGUAGAAGGUACUUUACUGUGACGGGGGAGUACCCCGAUGAGGAGGUGAUUGAGAAGAUUAUUUCUAGUGGAAAUGGACAGGGUGGUGAGGAAUUCAUGUCCAGGGCCAUUCAGGAACAUGGGAGCGGAAUGGUGCUGGAAACAGUGGUGGAAAUACAGGACAGGUAUGAUGCAGCAAAGGAAAUAGAGAAGAGUUUGCUAGAGCUGCAUCAAAUAUUCUUGGACAUGGCUGUGAUGGUGGAGGCACAAGGGGAGCAACUGGAUGACAUUCAGCACCAUGUGAUGAAUGCUGCUCAGUAUGUGAGUGAUGGAACCAAAAAUCUCAAGACUGCAAAAGACUACCAGAGGAGCAGCAGAAAGUGCAUGUGCAUUGGGAUCAUCCUUCUCCUUGUGAUCAUUCUUCUUGUCAUAAUCCCAAUUGCUACCAGUUUUAGCAAAUCAUGAAUUUCACAUCUUAGUAAACAAUUCUUGUAUUCUUUAAUUGAUUACAACUUUACAUGAGAUAGUGGUUUGCAAGACUCUGUUGGUCCUUUUGUCUUAGGACUGACUGACUAUUGUUCAUUUGAGGGGUGUUACAUUGGUUACUGCUGUAGCCUUAGUGGCUCAA